UUGCUCAACUCGACCCAAUWAAGCUGAAUAUUUUUCAAAAAAAAGUACCAAAAACAGYUCUUCUAGGACAURCUUGAUCGUACGAAUUUAGAUCCCACAUUCAUGGAGAGCAUUAUAACUGCCGAUGCGACAUGGGUUUAUGAGUUUGACAUACAAAUAAGUCAACAAUCAUCGAAAUGGUGGGAAAGAGAGACGAUUGUGACCGAAUUUAAACCCAAAAWCGCAAUUAAUACCAUYGACCAACUACAACAAAAAUCGCUGAAGGAACUGAAGGCCAGCCCAAAARGUGUUUAUGAAAAGUGUUUCGAAGAUUGYGGUGGGGAUUACAUUGAAGGCGAYAAAAUAAAUAUUUGUUUACAAUUUCCGGGUACAAAAAAACAUAGCAUAAAGCAAAUGUUCUCAUUUCAGCGCGAAGAUUUUCAAAAUACACCUAUUGUGAUGAAGUGGGUUCUUGUUGAGACCGGAGCACGAAGGCUAAAGAAUUACCAGCUCUUUGGUGAACAUGAUACAGUCAAUAAUUUGCCAGCACUACAGUUUCCACAGUAUGAAAAUAAUUCUAAGCCGAUUUGGUCGAAAAGCGAUGCAUUCGAUAGUGAUCCAGCAACACUGCCAAUCUGCUCAAAGUGUUAUGGGAAUUAA
Messenger RNA from Bactrocera latifrons, 639 nucleotides. RefSeq lists its product as uncharacterized. NCBI's taxonomy places the organism in Eukaryota, Metazoa, Arthropoda, Insecta, Diptera, Tephritidae. The transcript is spliced from 2 exons. The coding region runs from base 103 to 639 and encodes 178 amino acids. The record is from RefSeq and is a predicted model, not a curated record.